Messenger RNA from Mercenaria mercenaria, 1642 nucleotides. RefSeq names its product neurocan core protein-like. Bases 15 to 1196 code for a protein of 393 amino acids. Gene Ontology annotation, molecular function: Notch binding; calcium ion binding. Gene Ontology annotation, biological process: Notch signaling pathway. The record is from RefSeq and is a predicted model, not a curated record. Lineage: Eukaryota; Metazoa; Mollusca; Bivalvia; Venerida; Veneridae. The transcript is spliced from 7 exons.
UACAGUUCAGUUGAAUGAUGGGAGACAGGAUCCUUGACUAUCGCUAUUAUAACACGGAUUUUACAAAAAGUAGCGAAGGACAAGAUCGAAUGUUAGCAUUGCAAAGUGACAAUAUUCUUUUACCGGAAGUGCAUCCAUUAUCAACCGGAAGUGGUAAUAUGUAUGAGGAAACUGGGACGUUGGACGUUGAUCAUCCAUAUUCAAGCAUAUAUGAGAGUACUAACGAUACAAACGCUAAAGAGGAAAAGAAAACGAAAGUUUUACACAUCACAAGAUCUAAAUUAUACAUAACUAUAGCAAUAGUUGUUGUGGUGGUGAUUUUACUGGUUGUUGGAAGUGGAUUACUCGGUUAUUAUGGAUUUCCACGUGAAACAAAAGAAAAUGAACAAGGUCGAGAAUCAGUCGUACUAAAAGGUAAUAACGGCUGUGAAGUAUUUCUAUGCAAAAAUGGCAAGUGUUUAGAAGAUGACGGUGUGUUAAUUUGUUCAUGUUUUCCCGGAUUUGAAGGCGAGCACUGUGAACAGAAUAUUGACGAGUGUACUUCAUCGCCUUGUGGAAACCACGGCUCUUGUAUUGAUGGAAACAACUCAUACACAUGUGUCUGUGAAGCGAACUACGAGGGACCGAAUUGUUUAACAAAAUGGACACUAGUUUUUCGUGGUACAGCGGGUGUUGGCAGUGACAUAUAUCGUGUAUGGGUAGACGGCGAAGAUGUUACUACAAAUGACGUCACUUGUAUGUCGACUAACGUCACAUCCUGCAUUAAACAUUACCGGAAUCCAAUUGUUGGCUCAUGGAAAGCUUUGAGCAUUUCAAAGGUGAAACUUUCCUUUUACAACAACAACACAGAAAUGGCGUAUAUUGUUUUCAACGCUACCGGAAGUGACAUCACAACAUGGUUUGCUUCUGAACGAAUAGAAAAGUCGUCGUGGACAAACAUGGCUUCAGAAAAAUUUCAAUUAUUUUCAAUCUUUGGGAACGACCCCUGGAGGCGUUUCCUAAUCAGCCGCAAUCUUGGAAAGUGUUCCGAUGAUUCUAUGUACACCGCAACAAUUGUACCUCACCACUAUGAUUGUAACUACGACCAGCACAAUACAUAUCCUCAGUUUUUAUAUUCAACAUCAAACGGCUAUGGAUAUCCCGAAACAAUGAAAGGAUUUGCAGCCGCUGACGUAAUGGCGAUAUUCAUACAUUAAUAAGGACUUUUUUUACACCAAACAGAAAGUGUCACAUGUGAAGUAGUUCCAAAAAGUUCUAACAAUGUUAUACUAUAGCAUAACUGCUUUUGUCGAAUGUCAGAAAAAAGAUAUUUUAACAUGACUAGCAAGUACUUGAAGGCUAUGAUUUGACAAAAAAAAAACAUCGGGUUGUCAGAGUUCGGAACAUAGGUGUUAUAAUUCGGAACAUAGAAUUUAUAACUAAAUAUUUCUAAACAAACUUGUAGGGAUUGAAAAAAAUGAACUUGAAAAUCAAAUAUGUUUAUCUGGAAGUCAGAAACAAGAAAAUAAACAUGUUCACCGUGUAUUCAUGAAACAAAUGUGUAUUCUCAAUGUUACUACAGAUGUGUGGUGUACUUGAUAAUAUCAGCCUGACAGUCACAUCAGUUAUUGUAAAAUGAUUCUUGAACGGUUUUGAUAUGUAA